AUGGGCGCGCGGAGAAGCGCGAGCAGCGGCGAAAACCCCGCGGGGCUGUCCCUGAUUAAUCGCCGAACCGCUGCUGCAGGCUCGGGAAGAGGCUUGGCGAGCAGGCGCGAGGUGCUGGGGCUGAACAGGCCCGGGAGGGGCCCGGGCGGGUUUAAACUAGACAUGGGCGCGCUUCAGCGGAGCAGGGGGGAGCGGGAUUUCGCGCGGGAGGCGCAGGAGGCGCAAGCCAGGCGGGAUAAAUUCGCGUUUUUCGAAAAGGACUGUAGCAGAGUGCUGGAGCAUGUUUACGUGGGGAGCGACUUUGUAGCGAGAAGCAGGGAGGUUCUUAAGGAGGCUGGGAUCACGCAUGUGCUGAACUGCGUGGGGUUUGUGUGCCCUGAGUAUUUUCCAGAGGAGAUCAAGUACAAGACGCUCUGGCUGCAGGACAACACGGGCGAGGAUCUCGUGUGCGUCUUAUACGACGUGUUUGACUACAUUGAGGCCGUGCGGGCGGCCAAGGGACGGGUGUUCAUCCACUGCUGCCAGGGCAUCUCGCGCUCCACCUCCCUCGUCAUUGCAUACCUCAUGUGGCGCGAGGGACGCGUGUUCAUCCACUGCUGCCAAGGCAUCUCUCGCUCCACGUCCCUUGUGAUUGCAUACCUCAUGUGGCGCGAGGUGCGCUUAGGGGACUCGAGUGUGGUUGGGUUGGGUUGCACUGGGUGCUGUAUGUCAUGUCAUGUCACCCUCACCAUAUCUCCCCACCUUCACAGAAUAUUACACGAUUUUUUAGUUAGAUAA
Closterium sp. Yama58-4 is the source of this 777-nucleotide messenger RNA. Lineage: Eukaryota; Viridiplantae; Streptophyta; Zygnematophyceae; Desmidiales; Closteriaceae. The record is from the annotation of a GenBank genome assembly.